CUUCUUCUUCUUUUGUGUGUGUUGUGUUCUAUACAUAUAUUAUUCCAAUGGGAAAAUGUUGUAUCUCGAUAUGGACAAUCUGCAUAGUGAUAAUCUUAACCCCCGUCAUAGUAAUACUUUCGCUAAGCUUCGUUACACACAAGCCCAGAUUAUACAUACAGGAUAUGUACGUGCCUGCCCUAAAAACCACCACCGGUUCAUCCAACGCCACCAGGCUCAACACCUUCAUUUUCAUCGACCUCAAGCUUCAGAACGUGAUGCCCUUUAACGGGAUCCGUUACGGCGAUCUCAAUCUAACCUUCUUCUACGCCUCGAACGCGAGUCUGCCGGCGGUGGGUAACUACACGGCCGCCGGGUUCUAUCAGGGACUGAAGAAGACGGCCCACCGUAGGGUGGUGGUCCGGACCAGCGGGCUGCCGUGGGACGAUGCGUUCGUGAAGAUCUCCGGUGGGUCGGUGGUGGAUAUUCGGGUGGAGUUGGCGACCACGGUUAAGCUCAGGCGGUGCGGUAGGUAUUUGGAGAGGGAGGCCAUGGUGGUGAAGGCUAACGUGCGCCUGGAUGGGUCCGGUGAGGAAGUCAACAAGAAGACCGUUAGGCUCGUUGGUUAAUUUUCUGAUAAUUAUAUACGAAUUGAUUAACUCAAUUUAUUGUUAUUUUUUUAAUUAUUUGUUUUGUGAUUUUAGUUUUGUUUUAGGAUAUUUGGCAUUGCUGUAAUUAAUUCCGACCCUGUCUUUUUAA
Molecule: messenger RNA, 738 nt
Organism: Erythranthe guttata (spotted monkey flower)
Lineage: Eukaryota; Viridiplantae; Streptophyta; Magnoliopsida; Lamiales; Phrymaceae
Product: protein NDR1
Biological process (GO): defense response to other organism
Cellular component (GO): plasmodesma; plasma membrane
Source: RefSeq, a predicted model, not a curated record